GUCUGCUCCGGGAGAUCCUCUCGUCUGCUCCGCGAGCGGGGCAUCAUCUACGCCGGGGAGUAGCGGUUCGCGCGUCCGUCGUCUGCUUGCCUCCAAAAAGCCCGUGGUGGUUGUUUGGUGCAGCCGUUGUGCGGAGUUUUGUCGACUGGUGUGGGUGUGGUGUUCCGUGGAAGCCCUUUUUUUGCCCGGCCCAAUUUUUUUUUUCGGAACUAUACUUCUUGGUGCGCGUCUUCAACACGACUAGAAGACGAGGAGAGAGGCAACUGUGUGGAGUUUAUAUUUUUUUCUAUUUCUACUUUUUUUUUUCUUCCGUACCGUAUACGGUCGGUCGUCUGCGACGUUCCAGACGACGCAUCCACGGCACGCGCAAAAGACGACCAGCAGACGAAAAUGUUCAGGUGCAAGCCCUCACAGCUGUGGUCCCUGGGCCUGUUCCUCGCGCUCCUGCUAGUCCUGUGCGCCCACGGUGCCUCGGGCUUCCUCACCGGCAGAGGGAGCAGCGGCGCCGGUUCGGGCGGAGGCGGCGGCGCGGGAGCCCUGGUGGCAUCCUCCUUCCUGCGCUCCCUGUGGAAGCGAGCGUCGAUGCGAGCCUCGAUGCGCAACUCGAUGCGCGACUCUCCCAUCUACUACGUCAGCACGUUCGUGCGCAACAAGACGCCCGCGCAGCAGCAGGCGCAGGCGGCCGUGCUGUCGCCCCUCUUCAAGAUACCCAUCGAGUUCAUGUCCAACGCGAGACCGCUGGACGUGGUGAAGGGUAUCCGAAAGCCGCCCUACUCCAAGCCCUACCGGAAACAGUCGCUCUACCAGGCCUCCAAGAUGAUCCUCAUGCCCAUCAAGUUCUUGGCCAAUGGGAAGCCGCGCCGACGCGUCGUCAUCAAGACUCCACCCCACUACUUCCGGAUAUAGACAAGGACACCACGCACGAAGAGAAAAAGACGACAACGACGCAGCAUUCACGCGUCACUAGUGAUUUCGCCCGAGUGUCUUGGACUCACCCGCAAGUUGUGACGUGAACAACUGGACUGGUUCACUGCGAGGUGGGCCCUUCGUGACGUCAUCAGCGGGCCGUCGGUAGCGACAUGGCCGGACCGCAGUGAAAACGUAUUUGCAAUGCGGAUAUGUGCGUGUGUGUUAUCUUUCAUUUUUGUUGCGCUUGUUUUUUUCCUCUCUUGUGAAAGUGCUUUCUUUUUUUUUUCUUCGUCUGAUAAAGCGAAUGGCGGUAUACAAAAGGCGCAUCAGCACACGCCGCGCUGUGACGUCAUUGAACCGACGAUGGCGUAGAUACUCCCUUGGCGGUGGUGGCGCCAUCUGGGUGACUCCGACUGAAGAUUCGGCUCCGGAGGCUUACGAGCUGCGAUUGUGCUGCGCAUAAUUAAAUGAUGUCACGGCUUUCGUGGUUGGAACGGUAGGAUUUAAACACCACGGACCUCAUGAAGACACUGAAAGUUGCCAGCCGCCUUUGAUUACCAUCACGUGAUGCUACUUAAGCCGUGGAAUGCAAGUCAAACGACAAUUAAUAAAACAAGACAGAGCCGAUGUGAAUAAUGAGCUUUCUUUUCAAACCAAGGCUUUCUUUCAAUUAGUUUUACGUUUAAAUCGUGGAGCGCUAGUUCUCUCAUAUUGCCUACGACCACGCCAUGUUUCUUUACAAAGCUAUAACGCUCUUAUGCAAAUUGUGCUGCCCUCUGUACGAUAGAAAGCAACGGUUCGAUGUCACAAGUUAUUGCUCGCUACCGGGUAAGCACUUCAGAGAUACUGCCUAAAGGUCAUAGGUUGUGUCAUUGAGCGGCGCACUCAGCUAAGAGACUAUGAUCCGUCCAAACCUGACUUACCGCUGCAAGCGUUUCUUCGCUAUUUUUUUUUCGAGCAUUGUCUCUUUACAUUCCGUGUCACCACCCAUGAUAGGACUGUCAUCAUGCAUACUGACGAUAUUCGCGUUUUUUUUUUUUUGUCAUUCCGUCAUUUUGCAUGCUCUGAUUGGCUCAGAAGGCUGUCAUGCCCUCUCUGACUGGCUCACUCAGAGGACUCAACAUAAGCGAAUUUCGACUGUGUCGAGAAUAUAUUUCCACCCGCUACAGACUUCUCGUAUGGCAUACAUCGCAUUUGCUUUUCUGCCGGUCAUUGGAAAGACAUUAUUUCUUUGUUGCAUUACGCUUUCGUUGAGUUCAUUCCGUUGCACAAAUCUGAACAGGGUAUAACUCUAUUCCCGGCUUUCCGUCCAUAUUGAGGCAGCUGUUGCAAGGAAAAUAACAAAGUGCCCCGACGUCGCCCUGUUUUUUUUUUUUUUUUUUUUUUUUUUUUUUUUUUUUUUAUGCACUCAAAGACUAGCUGCAACAAAAUCCCACUUGAGCUCAAUUUGUUAAACGCGGAUCGUAGGUGUCGCCAAUGUAAUGGCGGCCAAAACGACAAGGUUAUAUCUGUUGCGCAGAUUUCGUUGUCGCGUAUAGCAGACGACAGACCCCCCCUAGCGGUGUGCCACGCGAAGCGGUUAUGACGUCAGCCCCAGAAUCACAAGCAAACGCUGCGAGCUGCUUUUUUCUUUUUUAUACGUGUAAGGCGUUUUUCCAUUGCAGUCGCACGUAAGGUAUAUUAUACACAUGUUCAGAAUAGAAUGGGCAAGUCAGUAUGAGUAAGUGCUAUUGCAUUGUAUGCUAGUGCUGCACAUUGGCAAAUUCGGUCAUAGUGGCGAAUUCGCCAUCUUCUCGGACGUUAUUUGCUCAGAACUCUGCUACAUGGCUUCUCUGAUUGGUUGAAAGCGCCGCCACUGUAGAGUUCCACAAUAUGGCGGAAUUUGAGAGUGUUCAGAAUGUGUGGUGUCCAAAACAUGGCAGUCAUGUCGUGUUUCCGGCUCCCACGAUUGCUUCCGGCGCUAGUAGUGCACAAACGCAUGGCCUUUGAGAUCGGAGUCCAUUACUCCGGGAAAGCCUUCACGGGGGAUGCGAUCUGGACAAUACCUACGACACCUCGGGUCAGGCCGUGUCUGGGUUCUGCGUCACUUCCUGCGAGCUGCAAUGGCGGCGCUUUUUUUUUUCAGUUUAGGCACGAAAAACAUGGACUUUUUGGGGCGUUUGUUUCCGAUGAUGCACUCGUUGGCAUUUCGCACACCUUUUGCAUUGAGCGUUAUACUAUGCUGCCACACUAUAUCAAUACAGUUAUUUUUUUACAGCGAUGCGAAAUUUCUCUGCGGUGUGCCUUUAACCAGGUGAACUUGGAGCAGCCGUGGCGACAUCAAGCAUCGGGCACAGCAUUUAUAGCUCAAAUAUUUGCGAUGUGCUGAGUACGAACAUCAAUGCCAAGAUUCCGAGUCUGGCUGAAAGCUUUGUACGAUAUCGCAAACUCGCACAUACAGAGUUAUUGUGGUGCUAGACUGAGGCAGUCUCGAGUUGUGAAUUCUGUGCAGAAAAAUAAUUUACACCUUAUGGGCAGAGUGUAGAGCAAAAUUUCCUCGGCACACCCUUAACUAUGGAUGCGUAUUCAGUAGGGUGUAAUUACGAACCAAACACCCAUGUCGUACCCUUAAGUUGUUCAAGGGUGUAGGAAAGGCGUACUUUCACACGAUAUACAUUAUAAGAGUGUAAGGGUGCAGGCGUAUUUUGUUUUGUUAGCGCAGGUGUCGCCGUAAUGCCGAUAACGUCAUUACAGUAUUACUUUGUAAAAUCUCUGCAUUUAGCUUACGGUAACUUAACAAUUAUGUGAUUGUGCCACAAACAGAAAAACAACAACUUUAAAAGUAGGUCUGUCAUUAGGCUAACUUUAUCGCUGUUAAAGUUGACCUCAGUGUGUUGCCCAUGAUUACAAAAGGCAAUUACAAAAGCGUUAACUGGUUAGGCUAUAACAAUUAUGGAAGAGCAAACAAAAAAGAAUGCAGGUGUUACGACGGUUUCAUUUGCCCGCUUUUUAUGGGGAUUUUGUUGCCAGUGGUCGGUGGUUCAUAAUCUAACGGCUGUGCGAAUGUUGUGAAUGUUUCGGAGCCGUGGCGUAGUUGAGGGUUCAAGGAUUGUUCCGACUAUCACGCAUUUACAACAUCCAUGCACUGUAUAUAAAUGUGAAUUCAAGGGGAAAUCGUAACGGGGUUUUUCGCAUUUCGAGACGUAGAUGCUUGCCCCGGGAGUGAAAAUAAAUUUUAGAAAAUUUAUAUGGCUUGCUGUUUCAGCCGAACGCUUUUAGGUAUGGUUGUGAAAAGCAGUACGAUUGCGUGUAAUUGGUUUUCUUUUCUGUAGUCAUUCGUGGUGGUAGGCGUCAAGAAUUGUGUGAUAAUCCACGAGUAAGCUCUCUAACUAAGAUUCAGUAAUUCAUUUUCAAAUGAGUGACUCGAACGCAUAUUCAACUGUCGAAUCGAAGCUGUCGAUUGCUCAAGGCGACUCGAGUUGAUUUCUCGAGACCAUUCUUGAAAUACUCGUUUUCCCCAUCCCAGCCGCGAAAUACACGUAUCGAUGCUUCACGUAGUUUUAGCCCACACUUCGUUAACGAAGGCUGUUUGUGGCAAAAUGGUACUUCAAACGCCAAUCUAUUCGCCUACGACUUUGGAGAAGGCCUAUUUCGAAACUAUGCACAAUAAGCACUGUAACUUUUAUUAAACAUGUAAAUUUUUAUAUUUUUAUAAGUAAACUGUGCUAUUUACCGUAAAUGACACAAAGAGCAGCGUGGGCUUUAACAUUUCAGUUAUUUCUCGAUAGGUCUAAAGGGACCAUCAACGCAAUUAAAAUCUGCCGAAACUAUAUACACCAAACAUCAACUCAAGGGGUCAUUUUAUACCUGUACAUGUAUACAGCGGUGUAACUAGGUGUAACUUGCACAUAGCGCCACAGUUACGUAAUUUUGGCUUCUGCAAACUUGUGCUCAGACUGGUGUAAAAUUAUGCCUUACAUUACCUUAGGCCUCGUAUUAGUAUUAUUUAGAGAACAUUAUCAUUGCCCAGAUAACAUUACCAUUAUUUGGGCCUAAGACUGCCGAUAUGCACAUUUAUAAACAUUACCGUGUUCAAUGUGUAGUGUUAGUAUCAGAAUUCCUGCUAAUACUGACAAGCCUCGAGCACUCACUCAAUUCCCGAUUUGCCAAUUUCAACGUGUGCGUUAUAUUUAGUAUUUUUUUUAACAAAAGUGAAAACAAAAGUUUUAAGUUGGUGAGUUUUGCCUAAUUAUGUAACAGGUUGACGAUUACCGUACAAUUAUUUGUGCCCACUCAAGCGAAUUCUCAAUUCUUACAUAAAUUCUCAAGCAAAUUUAUGUAAGAACUUAAACUGAAUUGUCUCAGUUUUUCACUGAACUGCGAAGUUUUUCACUAAAACUGGAAGUUCACUAUGUUACGCCUCCCGGAUUUUCAAACCUGUCGGCAUUUGUGUUAUUGUGACAGUAGUGAUUGCGUAUAAAUGGUUGGUUAAUGAAAGACAGAGGGAUGCUUGUGAGAUUGUUUGUAACAAAAAAAAAACAAAGAAAGGUGCUGUCAUCAACGUUUCACAUACUUGCACUCUGAAAGUGUUUUUUUGCUGUGUAUGAUUCAUGCUAGUGUGAUUGUGUGGUUGUUGCCAGUGGUCUUGGACGCUUACAUAUGUGGCCGUCGUAAAAAUGGUUUUGCCUCUCGCAUGAUUUCCGAUCGUUGACCUGUUGGAUCUGCAGUAUUGUUCUCUCGGUGUUUUUUUUUUCUGUUCUUUUUUUUUUACGACUGCACGCAAGAACCAAGAUGGAUCACGACACGAGUUCUACAAGAAGGAACACUUGCGAGCCACAAGCUGUUUUGAGUUUUGCCAGUGAAAUAGCAGUGCUUUUUUUAUUUCAUUAUUUUUUUAUUCGCUUUUAUUGUGUGCAUCGCGUUGUGUUCAUAUUGUAUAGCGGUACUACUGUCGACCGCGCCAAGUACAGACCUGCGCGCUUUGUGACUUUUCUGCCAUCGUUCUUUUUUUUUUUUCGUUUGUAGACAUUUUUUUCUGCGCAAUAAAAAAAUGUUUUCUUUUUA
This is a messenger RNA of Dermacentor silvarum, 5952 nucleotides long. RefSeq lists its product as uncharacterized. Bases 391 to 906 code for a protein of 171 amino acids. The transcript is spliced from 3 exons. The record is from RefSeq and is a predicted model, not a curated record. NCBI's taxonomy places the organism in Eukaryota, Metazoa, Arthropoda, Arachnida, Ixodida, Ixodidae.